ACCUGCUUCAGACUGCAGUGUUUUCGUGAUUGUGUUUGCUGUGUUUCUGCUCCCCUCUAUGUACCCUAUGGUUCCCUUUGGUGUCUUCAUAAUCCUACAGAUGUCGAAAGUCAAUGUGAGGAGGACAAGCCAAACAGAGAGAGGUUCUUGUCGCUGGUGGCAGCUUCAGUGGUAGGUAUCUGUUUCUUUUGUUACAUAAUUUUUAAAAUUGUAUGGUUGGUUCCAAGAGUAGGCUUGCCUGUGAAUACAGCCGGUCUCUCCUCGCUCCUCUCUGCUAAGGACAUUUUGCUAAGAGGGACAUCUGUGCCUCAGCAACAGAAAUUCCAUGCUGAUGAUUAAUAAUCUGUCUGUAAUCUGGUCAGCAGCUCUGAUUGGUGGAUGUAGCAGUUAUAUUGUUGUAGCUAUUGUUUAUGAAUGUCAGACAAAAGACAAAUGGGUACAAAGGUCAAAUGUAAACACGAUGAAUCUGCUAGUAACAGUCAAUAUUUGUGGAAUAAAUACUUCUUUAGUAAAAGCAUUUGAGUUUUCCUAGUGUUCAUUUGCAAAAGAAGACAGAACUUUACCAUAAUUGACCAAGAGAAACAUCAAUUUAUUAGAUAAAUUUACAUUCGGAACCCAAAGAUUACCGGAUUAUGUAAACAUUGAUUUAUGUCAUCAGUAUAGAAUUUCUGUUGCCAAGACAUACUGAUAAUGAUGGACUUGAUUACUACUUAAUAACAAGUCGUGAAAGCUACAAGGCAAAAGAUUAUGGUGAUAAGAAUACGUAAAGGUAGCGACAGAAAAUGAAUUAAUACUAAAUAUGUCAAGGACUUUAAGCUGGCUAAAUAAAGGGGCGGUAUUUGCUAGAUAGUGUGCUUUUGUUAUGUGCCGCACUAGACACUUUUGCAAAAGGUAAAUACAGUUUAGGUUGGAACAGUAGGUGGAGGACCGGGCGAGAUUAAUUUGAAAAAGUCAUGUUUGUAACAUUACUUACAUGCACUUUUCAGAUCAGUUUAGGUUUCUAGGUAACUGUCUACCUACCCCUCCCUGAAGCCAACAUUAAGACUCACUUCUCACUUAGGGCAUAAUGUUGGCUUAGGAGAAGGGGUAGCUGGGCAGUUUCCUAGAAAUCAGAAUUGGUCCCACUUUUUUUCAGGGAGUUGUUCCAGAAGCUCUUCUCAAGGAACGCCUGGAUGUGGAGACACUGGACACCCUGGGAAUAAUACAGUCUCAGAAAGCCUUCAAUCAGAAAUACGUCAGGACCAAGACUAAACUUUUGUGUGUAUAUCUUCUUGAUAUUUCUUAACUUUAAUUACAGCCAACCUUUUGUCAUCAUGUUGAAGGUGAAAGGAAAACAAAUCUGAGCUAUUUGUCUUGUUGUCUGUUUGGCUGCUUCUAAAUUGUUUUCAGCCUCAUGAAACCCUCAGUUGCCAUUAACUCUUUAAGCCCCAAUAUCCACAUACAAAUUCUCCAAACUGAUCUGUAUAUAUUUCCUGAGAGAAUGUUUUGAGAGAAUUUGAUAAAAGAUCAAAGCAUUUUCCCUUUGGUGAUCAUUUUAUUUAUUCUCAUAACCUAAUCUCUUGACAAUGUAUGGAUAUUGUUAGGAGAAAAUUGAUGUUGGUCACUAUUGGGACUUAAAGGGUUAAAAGACCUUUUGCAUAAGUUGAUCACAUGAUCAACUUGUGCCUCCCAGUCACGCUUAAAUGUUUUCCAUACUAGUAAAUUUCGAAAUGUUCAAACUGUCAUGAAAUAUUUCCUUAAGCAUUACAGGCUCAAAUCUCCUUUUAAUUAAACAACAGUUUAAAAAUUUCGGAAUUUACAAGGAAUUGUAUAGUGAAUACAUGAGAAAGAUGAUUUAUCAGUCAGUGAUGCAGGCUGCUCAGUACUCUACGCUGUUAUUAUCUUGUUGAGAUAGGAUUUUGAAUACUUAACUUUUGAAUACUGCUAAAUAAACUGCACUUUGCUUUUGCUGUAGCUACAAGCAACAGAAAUUUAAUCUUUUGAGAGAGGAGAGUGAGGGAUAUGCCAAACUGGUCACGGAAUUGGGUCAGGAGAUAAGCCGACAUGUUACCAGUGCCAGAGUACUGGAGAAUAUUAAAUCUUUGAUUGGUAAGAAUGACAAAUUCCAUUGACUUUAGGAGUAUUUACCUCGAUUUCGAAGAAUAAUUGUUAAUUAUUCACCCACAGCCUGAUGUGAAUAGUCUGAAAGUAGGCAGUAGGGGAGAAAGGUGGAAGAAAUGCUAUGAUUUCAAAGAUGCAUUUUCUCCAUACUUUUCUGCAUACAAUUCCUGUCUUGUUGAUGAAAACAAUUUGUUCAACAAUCAAGACUUUCUUUUUGUAGUGAUCAUUUCCCAUAUUCUCAUUGACCUCUAUGUUGGAUAAAGCAUUGAUAAAUUAGGGAGAAGUAAGAUGCUGGUCAGGGUUUUAAGGGUUCACUGAUACCCCUGUUAGACUGAUACCUCCCUAAAAUUAACACUUAGCAAGGCUCUGCUCUAAGGAAAAUUGAAGGGUGCCGAGUGCUCUGAACCUGUAAAAUCUAGAGUGCCCAGCAUAUGAUUUGUAUGGAAAAUCUGAGAUUUGCUAGUUGCCUGAGGGCAAAAAUUGGGUGCCAGAGGCCACCGGGCUCUGCUUGAGCACAGCCCUUACCAUCCAGUCAUUUUCCUUCACUGUUUACAAUCUGGAACAUUUCUGAGACGAACAGUUCGUAGCAACACCAACAGUGUCUGUCUCAGAGUUGAUUGUCAAAGUAUUGUCUCAAGCAAUAAAGGUAUACUUUUUUAUCCACAGGUCGUUUUAACUUGGAUCCCAACAAAACUCUUGAUGUACUUCUUGAUUCAUUUGAAUGCCGCAUAGAUUUAGAGGACUUUUUUCUUCCGCUUUUAAAAUCCUACAUGGAAAAAUGUGAAUCCACUGCUCUCUGCCAUAUAAUGGGAUUCAAAUUCCAGUUUUACAAGGUAUGUGGACCAGGUUUUGUCAAAAUAUAAGGCACAUCAGUGCUCCAAGCCCAACUAUUUUUAAAUCUCUCUUUUGAAGUACAGUUAAACCCUGCUUUAUAGACACCUGCUUAAUUCAGACACCUCAUUAUAUUUCUUGCUAUUUCUUGUGUAUUUCACUUAAUGAACUUCAUAAAGAUUGUCAAUACAACUAAUUAAGACCCUAUGGCUUGCCACUUGAUCACUGAACAGUUGUCACAAAUUUAGAAACUCUCACACCAGUUUUACUUGCCAAGUGUUUUUUUAAAUGACCAAAACUGCAGUCAAAGCAUUGACUUAUGGUUCAAUGCUAAUUUUGCCCAGCACAUUUAUACGUAUAAAAGGAAAAGAAAAGAAAAAAACGUCUGGGAUGAUUAGGAAACACUAAAAUCCCUGAUCCCCUGGGAUCUUCCAGAUGUAUGAAAUCAAGGCUUGUGUCUGUUUACAAAUUUUUGUUUUCUUUUUUAGGAUCAACCAGAUUUGCCUACCCCUCCAUCACUUUAUCAUUUAACAGCAUUGCUUAUGAAGCACUCUCUACUGUCCCUGGAUGAUUUGUAUCUUUAUGUGAGUAAAGCAUGUUAUUCACCCUUUUAUUCCUUAUAGUGGCUCAAAUAAAUUAAAAUUUCUUGUUGUAAAAUCUGUAAAAAUGAAUUGCACUUCGCAAAAGUUCUGCCAAAGAGUUUUCAAUUGAAUGGUAACACAAGGAUUUCGUCCACAGAUUUAAAAGCUGGGUAAAAAUCUUGUCAUAACUAAUAACUAGUCUAAGGGUUAAAGGGUUAGAAACAGUUGUAAAAUGAGGUACUGUAGCAUAACUUUCUCCAUGUUUACAGUCUUGUAACUGUACCAUAUUUUUGUUCAGUAAUUUUUUGUUUAAUUUUUGCCUUUUUAUGCACAUCCACUUUUCCUGCUUAUGAGACAUCCUGUACAUGUAUGUUUUCCAGCUGAGUCCAUCAGAUGCAGACAUAGCUACAAGUAAUACAACAAAAAUGGAUGAAGCAAAGCAAGAAGCAAGAAAAAUGAAUAUGGCAGUAUUGGCUGUAAGUUUACAAACAUUGCAAAGUUAGUCCUGAAUUUUGGGGAAUAUUGACCUCUAGAAGGCAUGAAGUUUGGACACGCUGAAAGCCAAUUCCCAUCGAUAACUGUAGAAAAUAAGGAAUUUUUUUUUAUCCUCAAAUGGUGGUUUAAAUCAAAAUCUUUGACAGGUUGCAAAGAAAAUUAUUUUUACAGCAAGCUUAAGCAAGCAUUUACUAGUGCAUACGUCAUUUCAACUAGCCCCGGAUGCUUUUUGACAAGUAAAAUUGAUUUCAUAGUUCUUCUGUUAUUCGAAUUGCUCAAGAACAACAGAAUUCACUAGCCCGAUAGCAAAAUCCACUAGCCCCGGGCUAUCAGACACUACUUUCUUUGCACGCUGUUUGAGACCCUGAAAACUAUUUUAGCUGAUGAGGAUUAAAGUGAUGGCGUGGUUUUUCUGCCCUAGAUGAUUUUGUUCUAGAAUAGAGGUGCUGUACUAUAUUAAUUUUGAUGAUGUAGCCUUUCUAACACUGUAACAUCUGUCCAUUUGUUGUCUGAAAGGAAAUUGCUGCUGCAAACAAUGAAGAAAGUAACAAAGAAAGCAGUAAAGAAAAUGAUAAGCCACAAAUUGUAAGUACCUUUUUUGCUUGAUAAUAAAUUUAUGGCCUUGGUCAUCUAAGUCUUAAUCAUAGACUGAAGAAACACCAUAGUGCAGAUUAAAGUUCAUAUGCCCUGUUCCAUUCUCAUCUCUCUGGUUUCUCUGCAACUCAGGCACUAACCACAAGGAGGUAAAUUGGCACUGUGAUUUCUAAAACUUUUUACCUAAAAGUUGAUGGUGCCUAUUCUAGAAUGCUUUGCACAGCACGAAACGUCUCUUAGAGGGAUCACAUUACAAAUGAAGAUCUGUACGGUCACCUCCCAAAAGUUUCUAGCAAGAUCAGGGAAAGAAGAAUGAAGGUAAUUAGGCAUUGUGUUAGACACAGAGAGGAGGAGCAAGGCUGUGCUCUAACAAAAAUUGAAGGGAGCCCAGUGCUCUGAACUUGUGAAAUCCAGGGUGCCCAGCAUAUGAUUUCUUUGAAAACAGCAAAGAUUUUCCAGUCACCCGAGAACAAAAGUUAGGCGCCACGGGCCACCGGGCUCUGCCAGAGCACAGCGUUGAGGAGGCAUCAAAGCUUGUGUUGUGGCAGCCACAACACGGACAAACUAAGAGAGGGAGACCUAAGACCACAUACAUACACACUUUGCUUGAAGACACUGGGUUUAACCACUAUCAGAAAACUCAGAACACCAAUGCUAGACCAAAGUGACCUGGAGAGCCGGAGAUAGCUGGAGAGCUGGCGCUUGAUCAAACUAACUUACCUAAAUUGUUAAUGAUUUGCAUUUUUUUCUGCAGGCACCAGAUAAUCAGAAAUUUGGUGUAUGUGAAGCACUACUGAUGGUAGGAGGAUGGGAUCAAGCUCGCUCAGUACUUGAAAGACUACCACAGUUUGCUGCCGUCUCACAUCCUCCUAUAUCCAAAGCAUUGUGCAAGUUGAUCCAUACCACAAUUGAACCACUCUACCGCAGGUUAGUUUUGUCAUAUUGUUUUAUUUUAUGUAUCUAUUUUUUUUUAAUUUGCAACACACACAAAAAAAUUAGCAAAUGAUAUAUAGUAAAUUAAUAGUGAAAUAAUAGUAGGAAACAGAAGUGGUGAAGUGAGGGGACCUAGCAGUACUGAUAGGAGCUUAUGAGAGAUUAGGCUCUCCUUGUUUUUGUAUUUGCCUAGAAGUUCAAUCUUUAGUAUUGAUGUUUAAUAUUUUUGUAGUUUAAAGGUCAACAAGAGCUCAUGGUUCAAGUAGCUUAAUUUAUAGAAGGAAAAUAAUAAAAUAUUGCACGGAAAAUUUUUAUAGUGUUGUAUGAUAUCAGUACUUAUUUUGUGUAUAUUUUAUUUUGCACUGCAGCAGAGCUUAGUUAAUGGAAGUGUUAAGAAAGAAGAGUUGUGCUCUUGUAGUGCCUUGUGACCCCUCCCCACCCUCCCUGUGAUUUACCGGUACUUUCUCCGGUUGGUAACAGGCCCCUUGGAUUUCAUAAGCUCAACGCUUUUGUGCUCUCUACAUUUGUCUAUAAAGUAGCAUGGCUCAAGCUAGUGUUUGAUUACAGACUUUUCUCUCCCCUUACGUAAUGUAUGUGGUGUGGGGAAGAUGAGUAUGUGUAGUGUACAAAAAGCACGCAUAAUAAAGUAUGUGCCAAGACUUUUUGUCCAUGAUUGUAUGUAUUUUACUGUUUUUUAGGCAUUCUUCAAAGGCAGCCCGUGGACGCCCCUAUGCUCCUGUCCCGGGAGGGCCACCUCAGUGUAAAGCCUUCACUGAUUUGCCACACUGUGUAUUUCCAAUGCUGAUUCAUCUUGGCCCUCAUCUGUCAAGCGAUCCUAUCCUCAUGGCUAAGAUUCUUCGGAUUAGUAAAGGCUUCAUGAAAGACGUAAGGCAAUUUUUAGUUCAAAGGCUUUUUAAAGAUUCAACGAGGAAAUAGCCUGUGCCACAGAUGGAACUAAACCUUGAUUUAUUUAGUAACUUCUGUGAAACAGCAUGGAAUUCUUAUUCUGGGUCCUCACCUAUGUACCAGGAUUUUAGCAUGUGCCAUGAUAGGCCUGUUAAAAACAGCCAUUGUCGAUUUUUCAAUCAGGUUGAAGGGAAUUUUGAAACCCACUUCCAGUAAUUUGUUGAGUUUGUUGGAAGCCCAGAACAAGGAUCGCGGCACUGCCUCACAGAGGUUACUAAUCAGGGUUUAAUUACAUCUGUGACCCACUCUANGGGCCACCUCAGUGUAAAGCCUUCACUGAUUUGCCACACUGUGUAUUUCCAAUGCUGAUUCAUCUUGGCCCUCAUCUGUCAAGCGAUCCUAUCCUCAUGGCUAAGAUUCUUCGGAUUAGUAAAGGCUUCAUGAAAGACGUAAGGCAAUUUUUAGUUCAAAGGCUUUUUAAAGAUUCAACGAGGAAAUAGCCUGUGCCACAGAUGGAACUAAACCUUGAUUUAUUUAGUAACUUCUGUGAAACAGCAUGGAAUUCUUAUUCUGGGUCCUCACCUAUGUACCAGGAUUUUAGCAUGUGCCAUGAUAGGCCUGUUAAAAACAGCCAUUGUCGAUUUUUCAAUCAGGUUGAAGGGAAUUUUGAAACCCACUUCCAGUAAUUUGUUGAGUUUGUUGGAAGCCCAGAACAAGGAUCGCGGCACUGCCUCACAGAGGUUACUAAUCAGGGUUUAAUUACAUCUGUGACCCACUCUAACGAGGAAAGAACUCUUGAAAAAUUUCUCUGAUUGAGGUUUUUCUAGACCUUAUUUAGUAGAUAAUGAUGUUACAGUGAUUUUCACUUAGUGUCCUCAAAUGAUGUUUAAUCAAAAUCUUUGAUAGUCAUGAAAACAAGUUUGACUGAUGAGGAAAAACUUACUGUAAAUACUGACUCAAGCCUCAUUUACGUGAAAUCCUGAUGAGUAUCUGUUCUUUUCAUUAGUAUCCAAAUGUAUUUGAAGACAAGGAGCAGCGUUCAUUGCAGGUACACAUGUCAUUCUUUAGUGUUACAGAUGUACUUAUAAUGAGAAUUAAGAUUAUCUAUUGUUUAUCCUAACAGUGUAGUGCUAGAGGAAAAUUCAUUGAAGGGCUAUCAUGUUAAGUUGUUGGCUAAAAAAUUGGCUUAUCAUUUUCUUGUCUGGUCAUCAUGUAUGACAGCAGAUAGGAUUUCAUUUGACUUUGGGCAUAUUUCAGUUUGACAUUGUCCGACAACAAAUUGUUAUUGUUUUUUUUGUAGCAAUUUUUUUUAUGAGUAUGUGUUUUGCUGCUGAAGACUUUGAUAAAUAUGCAUUAUGUCCACAUUACUGUACUUGUGAUGCUUGCCCUUAGAUAUUCUGCACCUUUAAUGAUAAUAAAAAAUAUGAUAAUCUUUUUACAGGUUGAGAAAGUUUGGUGUGGUCUUCUAACGUUGGUGGAUGAAGUUCUUCUGCCCUCAAUUUCAUUACUGGAAUGUAACUCUAGUUUAGCAGAGGAACUGUGGGCCAUGAUGUGCCGCUUUCCUUAUGAGCUUAGGUGAGUCAACCCAUGCACAACACCAUCAGUUAUAGGCGUAUUAUUACCAUUGCUUCAUUCAAAUCUGCUUUGCAAAUUUAAAGAAAGAGGAAUUUUUUCAGGAAACAAUCACAGAACAUCAAUGCCUUUCAUGUUAUAUGGUAUACAGUAUUUCCUUGAAUAAGCGCCCACCCCAAGGCCAAUAUGUGAAGUAAGUGUUCUCUUCUGAUAAGCGCCCCCCGCCCCCUCCCUCCUCUUCCCCUUCCUUUCUUAAUGGUAGGGAUACAAGGAAAACCAGCAUCUAUGGCUACUCUAUUUUUUAACCUUUUAGGCUUUGACCACAGCAGAAUCAGUAAAGGAAAAUAGUUUCUUUUCCCUCAAGUCACUUGCAGUUCUUUGUAUAUCCAUGUGCAUGCUUGCAGAGUUCUACUAUGUGCAUUAUCUCUUCUUUUGAUUUUUGUCCUGUUGUCUGUGCUCCUUGUAAAUGCCGUAAACUUCCCAGGAACAACUACACCCUUCAGUAGUUUGUUUAUAAGGAAACAUUACAAGCACCUCACUCAAUGAAGUGCCCUCCUUCUAAUAAGCACCCAUCCUUUUAGCUGAAAUUUGGACUAAAAAUCAUUGUGCAUGUAAAUCAUGCAAAUCAUUUCAACUUGAAACACUCUCUUUAAGUUGAUGGAAGUGUAGUUAUGUGCAUGAAUGGUGGGCUGGCUUUCCUCUCAUAGAGGAAAUCAGCUUAUUUGAUUAACCACUCAUGCUGCAAGCUUCCAAUAUCAAGUGUGGGUCUCUCGUGCUGUGACUGGAGAAUACUGCCACUGCAUUCGUUCAUCCACAAACAUAUGCAGUUACUGUUCUUUAUAAGGAGCACCACAUUUCAGAUCUGUAGAAAUUGAAACUUCAUGUCCCAUAACUCACUAAUUGAUUUAGGUCUAAUUCUGUAAUAAAAUUGUUGUUUGCAUCAACCUGAAGUCAACUACAGUGGAAUGAAAUCCUAUACCUACACUUAUACAUGAAAGGUGUAACUUAAGUAGUAGUAACAAUUUUGUUACUGUAGCGUCAUGUCUAAAAUGUUUCUGGCAAUAGUAUAUAAUUUAUUGUUAGUUUCAAGAUGCAAAUUAUUUUGCAUAAAAAAUUAGUGAAGUGCAACAUGUAUCAAAUGUGUGUUUGUUUCACUAGAUAUCGACUUUAUGGUCAGUGGAAGAAUGAAUCAUACAGCAGCCAUCCUCGACUGGUUUUGGCCAAAGCUGCAACAAUAAAGAGAGCAAAAUACAUCACAAAGUAAGUUGGUGUUCAUUAAACAGCACCCAUGGUUUUAGUUAUUGCAGCCUGGAUAACCAGUUGGUAUGUUUUUUAACUUUCUGUAUGGGUAAUUCCCUAGUCUGACAUUGCCUGACAUUGCCUGUUUACAAGUGUGUGAACAAUAACACACUGGGCUGUAAAUAGUGGUUUUGCUCCAUCUGAGGCUACUUAACGUUUUUCCAGUUAAGUACAUACUAUCUGUUGUUUCGAUAUUAACUUUCUUUGGUUCUAGCUAUUGCUACAGUAACAGCAAGUCGUUGGUUUUUUUUCUGAUCUGUUGGUAAAAUCACAUCACCAUCUGCACUGUAGAUGGCUCUAUGAGAACUAAUUACUCACUUACUUAAACAAAUUUUUGAGGCAUUCAAGAAGAGUGUGCUACAUUCCUCUAGCCUGAAGUUUUGUUUUCUGGAUAUUGACCACAUACGUGUAAUAGUUCUUGGUUCAGAAUGGGGAAAACAUUAGUAACUGCUGUCAGUGUUGAUGUGACUGCUGUUUUUGUGUUGUAGGAGACUAACAAAAGAAAAUGUCAAACCAUCUGGAAGGCAGAUCGGAAAACUAAGCCACAGUAAUCCAGGAAUCUUGUUUGAAUAUGUGAGUUAUCAAACGUGUUGUUCUGCCACAUCCUAAAGUUGAAAACAAAGCAGGGCAGCAUCUUUGGAAUUUACACAUCACAAGUUUUAUGUUUUGUAUAUUAUUCAUGAAUUAGGGCUAGGAGACAAAAGAAAUUGAGAAUCAAUCUUGGUUAGAAAAUUUUAACCUGAAUUUAAUUUUGACUUGUAACAUAGCCACAUAGCCAUGUUGCUUUUGAUUGGCCAAGUAUUCUGCAGUUACUCCACGAAGGAUCUGUUUAUCAGACUAAAGGACCCCUUAAAUCUGCUUGAUCUUUUUGGUUUCAGCUCUUGUCACAGAUUCAAAAGUAUGAUAACUUCAUCGGCCCUGUUGUGGACUCCCUAAAGUACCUUACUCCUCUGGCCUAUGAUGUGUUAGCUUGUAUCCUUGUUGUUUAUGUAUUUGAUUUAAGGUAACCAGGUGUAUAUCAUGGGAGAAAUUGAAUACUGGUCAGUGAUAGGGCUCAAGGGCUUGAAAACCUACCGCCUACUACUUAUUGUACAGUUGACUCUAAAAAGUACAUCAUUAGGACUGGCACUUAAAUACCAGUUAUCAACCGAGAGUGAGGACAUAACAUGGAAAUCUCAGACUGAGGCUUUGAGGUCAAUAUAUCAAGUGAAGUCUGAGAUUUUCCAGUAAUGACUGAGUGGACCAGGUUAAUAAGUUAUUUAUUAUAUGCAAAUUCAAUAAAAAAAACACUGGAAGUAAUUUUCAACUUCCCCUUGCGAGCGCACAGGGUCAUUGAAGGUUGUGUUCACUGAACCAAAAUAAACCGGUGAUGCGAUCGAUACCACAAGAUACAGUUUCUUUGACAAUGAGACAAUUUUUUCUCUUUAUUACAUCAAGAUCUUGGCCAAAUUUAACCACUUUAAAAAAUUUCAUAAUGCCCGGUCAAGAAAGAAAACAAGAAAAUCUUGCCAACUCGGCAGUUGGUCAGACAGUGCAUACUAUUGUAGCCAUAUACAAUGCAAUUAAUAUAAAAGUCCAUCUAAUUCUUAGAGUGGUGUCUGCUCUGAUGAGUGUCAAAAAUAAUGACUGAAGCCUAGAAUGGUAGGGACAAAAAGUCUAUUUGUAGGUGUCUGUUUUUAGGUGGGUGUCCAUCUUUUGGGGUGUCCCUGAAGGGAGUGUCAGCAGUUUAUCCAUUUGAUUUAUAAUAUGUAGUUGCAGGGGUUCAUUUCCUUAACCUUUAGACAGAUUGUAUUAUAGAAGCUCUGGCCAAUCCUGAGAGAGAAAGAUUAAAACAUGAAGACACAAAUAUCUCUGAGUGGUUAAAAAGUAUGCAGUAAACUGUAAAUUGUCUGUUGAUGCUACAAUCAAUAACUGUUUACUUAUGAAUGAUAAUUCACAAUUAUUGGACGAGGAUUAGCAAAAUAUCGUGAUUUGUCAGUGGCAAGCAGAUCAAUUAUUUGCCAAAGGCUGAGGCAAAUUAUUGAUCUGUGAGGCAGUGACAAAUCACAAUAUUUUGUGAUAACUGAGUUCAAUAAUUGUUUUAUCAUUAGAUCAACAAGUUUGUUUUUUAAACUCUCAAAGGUUAGCGAAGCGAUCUGCCAUAUUGACCCCAGAGCAAUUGCAAGAAGGAGAAAAGCAUGGUUUCAUUUCUGCAUGAGCACAAUAUUAUUUGCAGCCAAACACAGUUGGACGACAUUGCCUAUGAGAAGACCAUUAUUUGUAGGCAGUUAUUUAAAGGUCACAUGGUGGGAGCCCAGUGCUCUGAACAUGUAAAAUCUAGGGUAUCCAGUAUAUGAUUGUGUGAAAGAAGGAAGAUUUUCUAUUCGCCUAAGAGCAAAAGGUGCCAAAUGCCACCGGGCUCUGAUAGAGCACUGCCCUGCAUGCUCAUGGUAGCCAGUGAAAAUCACUGACACUCUGCCCUUGGCAACAGCCCUGUUUAAUGUUUCUUAACACCAAAAAGGUUGAAGCCAUUAUGGAGAGUUUCAAGCUUUUUAUUUUACAUCCACUUAUUACUUAUCUGCACGUUGUUCUCCAGGCUUAGCAGUAUUUUGUGGCACUGUUUUCCGCAAGUACUCCAUCGAACUGACAGGUCUCCUGCAGUAUGUCGCCAAUCAACUCAAGGCAGGAAAGAGUUUUGAUUUGCUGGUACUUAAGGAGGUGGUGCAGAAAAUGUCAGGGAUUGAGAUUUCAGAAGAAGUGACAGCAGCUCAGCUAGAGGCUCUCUCAGGAGGAGAGUUACUCAGGGCCGAGGUAAUCAGACAAAUUAAGAUAUGUUUAUUAAAGUUGGUUGACUGAAACUGAUUCCAAUUUAUGACCCUCCACAAAUUCCCUGCUAUUUUGUUUAACAAAGAAAAGGGGAGUGUAAGAAAUGCCUUAAAUAUCACUCAAUCUAAUGUUAAAGUACUUUAUGUAUAAAAAUGAAUGCACUUUUUUGAGUGUCAAUGUAUUUAGCCGCAAGUGCUAAUUAAAGAUGUUGUUUUGGUGUCUCUGGAUGGAUGUGGGACAGCUAUAUCCAUAUUGCCACCAAGCCACGAGGCGGUACCAUAAAUCCUCUAUUAAGCACCCCAUAGGGGCUUAUUUAUUUCAAACACAUUUUAGGGGGUCUUAAUAGAGAUGGGGGGCUUAUUUAAUUAAGCAAAAACGUUGGUAUCAGUUCUUUCAUAAAGAAGGAGAAUGCAAAGUGGAAAAGCUCAAGAACAAGAAGUUGGAAGUCAUGCAGCCAAGGAAAAAAAAACAAAUCCGAACUUCCAGCCGGUGAAUAAACCAUCAAAAUAAACCUAGAUCAAUCCACACAAAGUUUUACAAUCGUGAUUGAUUAAUAUGGUCUAUCAUUUAUUGGUGAAUAACAAUAAUAAGGUGGAGGGGAGGGGGCUUAUUAACUUUCUUCCCCUGAAAAAGGAAGGCUUAUUAGAGACGGGGGCUCAUUCUGAGAGGGGGGUUUAUAGAGUAUUUUUUGGUAUCUUCGUUUCUCAGUUAUUUUAAGACCCCGAGUAUUAGGCUGGCCCCGGGAAUAGAACCUGCAACCUCCUGUUUUGCAGUCAAGCUCCCUACCAACUGCUCUAGUCCUUACUUGUUAAGGCAAACAGAAGGCAAUUUAUAACGCUAAUCUAGCAUUUGUUCUGUACUAAAAGUUCUCUUCCAAGCAGCUUUUCAAUCAUUGUAAUUGCCCAUUUAUCCCUUUGUAGGGUGGAUAUUUUGGACAGAUUAGAAACACCAAAAAAUCUUCACAGAGGCUGCGUGACACACUGCUAGAAGGAAAGUUGGACCUACCACUCUGCUUGUUAAUGGCGCAACAGCGAAAUGGCAUUGUGUUUUAUGAAAAUGCUGACAGACAUUUGAAGCUUGUAGGAAAGCUUUAUGAUCAGGUAUACACAUGCAGUGUUGUCUAUAUCACGAAAGUGCCAUAUUUACUUUUCUGCCUGAUUUCCAAACAAUUUUCUUUAUGAAGUAUCCAUGAGCAUGGUGUGAAGAAUGUCAGUUUUACAGCUUGCAAUUCGGGCAAGCUCUGGCUAGCAUGAACUAGCCCAAAAGUCAUUUUAAAUAGCCCCCCACCCCCAAUACUUUUACCGAGCAGGAUUGAUAACAGUUUUUCUGUUAUUUGAAUUCCCCAACAAACUUUACUGCAGUCAAGAUGCGCUUUAUUUGAGAGUCAAUGCAUUUAGUACAAAAGUACUAAAUAGGGACACUAGUUUUACGUGAGAAGACGGGACCGCCAUUUUACGUGGUCAUCCGAGGCACGCGAAGGUCCAGCCGCUUGCAGUGCAAAGGGAGUACCUUCAUUUCUCAGUUAUUUUAAUACUCUGAGUACUGGUCCGGCCCUCGUAAUCGAACCCGCGACCUCCCGCUUUGCAGGCAAGCGCUCUACCGACUGAGCUAAUCCUGCCGCAGCUGAUGGACACCUUUAAGACUAGCACUAAGUGUCUGUCUUAGAGAGAUGUCUGUCUUAUAGAGAGUCAAAUAAAUGGAGAAAAGAAAGGCAGGGACCAACUCUAGGCGUCCAUUUUACAAACGCGUCUGUUUUGAGAGAGUUGAUUGUAGCUCCAUUAAAAAACCCCACUAGUCCUGGGCGUAUUGGACACUACUUUCUUCACACGCAGAUGAGUUUGAAAACCCCCAGCUCCAUGAAAACUGUUCUAAGGAUAAUUCAUAAUCACAGCAACGUGUCUUAUUUUUUUGUAGUGCCAAGAUACACUUGUACAGUUUGGAGGAUUCCUUGCUUCCCAGCUAACAGCUGAAGAGUAUGAUUCACACAUUCCCUCUCUGGAUGUCCUGGGCCAGUCUUAUCACUUGACCCCCGAUGCAGCUUUUUUUCUUUCAAGGCCCAUGUUUGUCCAUCAGAUUGAGGUUUGUUCUUAUGUUACUUUCAUCAGACUAUCAGUACACACGGCUUCAACUUUAUUUUCUUUAGUCCAAUAGCAAAGCUUUGCUGGUGAGAAUUUUUUCACAUAGAAGUGGUAAAUUCACUGGCUAUUUUCUGUCUUGGAGGGCGAGCGCUGGCCUGAGAAAACAGCCGACAUUGCUCGACGCCACCUCUGGUUUCCCCGCGAAAUAACGUCUGAGAAAAAAGUGCAGAAAUUUCACAUUGAUUACACGUCACUACCCAGAACCGGGAUAGUGACGCGUCAUCAGAAUGGAAUAAUAAUUAUUUCUACGCUCGUUUCUCUUACGUCAUUUCGCUGGGAAACGAGCGGUAACAUCGCGAAAUGUUGGUGGAUUUUUCAGCCUAGUCGAGAGCCUGUCCAAAAAGCGGGCUGGUUUCUUUUUAAACUCCUUGAAAGAAAAAAGUGAAAAAGCAGCUCGUUUAAAGGGAAGUCAUUGUCAACAUCCCAAAAUAACUAUGAUCAAAAAGUUUGGAUUUCACCUACCAGAACUUUGCAGUACUUUUUCUCAUUACUAUUGCAAAACACAGUCCGUACCUGAGAGCAUUGAAAUUUGUUUUAUUUUUAAUCCCCUUCCUUCUUUCCUUUGUCCGUCAGUAUCUAGUUCUCCUUGGUGUUUUUGUUUAAUUGUUGUGUUUAUUUUUAUUCUAGACAAAGUACGAGGAAGCCAAGAAGGCCAUUGCUGCUAAAGGAAAACCACUCCAACAGAAGGUAAGUCUUCCCUCCACCCGCCACCUUCCUCGCGGGUUGCGAUUUUCACGCGUGCUCGCGUAUUCGCUCGCCCUGAUGAAAUUGACGGACUACUCGUGGUCUGACUCUACAAAAAAUCCUCUCUUCCCUCCGCGUGUCACUUUACUCGCGUGUGGAAAUUUUCACGCGCGCUCGCGUAUUCGCUCGCCCUGAUGUAACUCACAUUCCUUCAUUUUAUUGCUUUCAGCAAAUCUUGCAGUGCUACAUUGAUGCAGUGAUUUUAGUCAUGGAGCCGGUAUUCCAGAGUGCUAGGACGAUUAUGGCACCCAAAAUUUGGAACAGCAUAAGGUGCAGAUGACACCGAAGGUUUUUUUGUCUGUUUGUUUCUGUUUUCAUCCAUGAAACUAGUGUUUUGUGAGGGUUUCUUGUCAUUAUGACUAACCAUUGAGUGUUAUCAGUAGAAAUUCAUACGUUUGUUGUCCGUUUUUAGUCCUCAGUUGUACGUAACCUUCUGGGCGUUGUCCAUGUACGAUCUUUAUGUCCCACUGGAAAGAUAUGAACAAGAACUGACGAAAUUAAAACAACAGUUGACACAGCUGGAUGACAAUAAGGACAUGGUAUGUUAUGGUAACAGAUCGUUUCGCCCGAGAGUCGAUUCACCUGAAGUUGUUUCGCCCAUACGUAAGUCGAUUCGCCCCGUUGUUCUUAAAGCCUGAAAAAAGUCCGUGAAAAGACAUGUGGAUCAACUUUUUCCAGUGAAAACUGCACACAAAUUAUAUCAAAGAUCGACACGAUCGCUGCGGUACAUGUAGACUUUAUGUACACGGCUGCCUAUUUACACUCUUUUAGUAUCUCGUAUAUGAUCGCUGGAUCAUUUUUAAUAAGCCUUGUUACAGACUGUUGUUUGCCAUCGUGCGAAUCGACUUACGUCCAGACGAAACAACUUUGUGCUAAUCGAUUUUCGGGCGAAACGACCACAAUCUAGUUGAAUGCUUAUAAAACAUAAAAAUUGUACUGAAAGAAUCGCUGUCAACAACAUUUUAAAGCCGAAAAAAUUUCCAGAGCAACUAAACAGGUUGCCUUUUGUUACAAUCAUUUUGUUUUUCAGCCUGUAAGCAAGAAGAAGAAGGAGAAAGAAAGAUGUUCUCUUUUAUUUGAAAAAUUGAAAGAGGAAUUAAAACAACAAGAGGAACACAACCAGAGAGUAAUGGCGUCACUGAAGCAUGAGAGAGACUCGUGGCUUCCAGCGAGUAAGUUGUUCAUACCGUCAGAUUUCCCUGGAUAAGCGCUGAAGCUUGUACCCCAAAUUCCCUUUGUAGUUUCUGGACUGCAGAAUUGCUUAAUGUGAUUUGUCUGUUAAUUUUUGUGUUUCAGAAGCGACCAAAAGUGAAACCAUCACACAGUUUCUUCAGCUUUGUAUGUUUCCCAGAUGUGUGUUUACAGCCAGCGAUGCUGUAUACUGCGCAAAGUUUGUUCACAUGCUGCACAACCUUAAAACACCAAACUUUUCAACGCUUCUCUGCUUUGAUCGAGUAAGUCACGUGGCGACUAAAUUUCCUUGGAAAAAUAAGAGAGACCGUUAGAUUCGAGGACGAGGCCGGCGAUUAAACUUAAAGUUUUUUCAGGUACUCUAAAAAAAUAUACUCCCUGGAAUGCUUCGUUUUACUUCAAUUUUUCAACAGAAAAGCUUAUACGGUUAGUUUUACUGAAGGAGUUAAGCCCUCUCCCGAUCUCAAAAUGAUGAAACUUCUAACAUUUGAUAACUAGUUUCUGCCACUACGACAUUUUCGCUAAAACUCGUAGUAGAUGACGGCCACCACAUUUCCCCCCAAAAUGGUGCUGGUUCACGCGCGUGUUCUACUUAGUGUUGAGAAAAUCUCUCGAGUAGUCGGUCUCGUCUUAAAAUCUAAAGUUCUCUAAUAUUCUCCUGAACAGAACCAAGAGUUACCACUGCUCAUUAGUUUUCGCAGACUUCCUGGAUUGGUUGAUCCAGUAGAUUAAUUGUUUAAUCAAUCAUUCAAUCAACCAAUCAUACUUGAUGACCAAUUAACCUUCCUGGUAGAGGCAUGCUUUUUAGAAGCUAUAAACUGACAAUAUUGUGAGUUAAUGUCGCUGUAAUGUGGGUAUUUUGCAACGCACAAAGUCUUGGUUUUGAAAGAAAACUCAAAAUGCUUGUUUGGUAAGAUAGAAAAACACCAAGGAAGUUAUCAUUAAAUCUUACGGAUCAUGAUUAGUAAAGACGCAGAAACAAAGUCGUAGUUACGUAAACGUAAUUCAUAACGUGUUGGAGCUGAAAUGCGCAGUACAUUUUACGUUCACUGAUCAAAGAAAAAGAAAACAAUUUUGGACUUUACUUGCAAAAGCCCCGUGUCUUCACUGAUAAAUGUUAAGUAACAUGUUUGUUUUGUGUCACAAGGUAUUUUCAGACAUUUCCUACACAGUUGCAAGCUGUACAGAAAACGAAGCCAGUAGAUAUGGUAAGCUGUGUUUUGCAUCGGUGAUUGUGUUUCCAGAGGGACACGCAAGGUCCUGACAGAGUGAUCUCUUGAUUUCUUGUCUCCGUUCACUUUGUAGGUCGCUUUUUGUGUUCGAUGCUUGAGAUCGUGAUGAGAUGGCAUGGUGAUAAGAAGACUUACGAAAAGGUAAGUAACGCGACAAAAAGAAAUAAAACCGCGUAACCUGAGUGUCAGGCGUUUCUGGGGUAAAAGGGCGAAGAGAGAAGCGAAAAGGGAAGAUAGCGAGGCAGGGGGAGGGACAUCCUUUCUCUCUCCACCCCUCCCCCCUUCCGCCCACUAAAAUCACCUCUCUCCUAACCCCUAAGGAGGCCCUGAUACUCAGUUUUAAACAACCUUAUCUGGUUAAAAAUUGUCAAGGUUUUGAAACUUGAGAGCUUGUUUCAUCGAGGGUAAGUGGUAGAAAAUUACAAAGAACACGAAGUAAAAAGAAAAAACUGGAUCAAACUUUAGCGAAGCAAGUCUUGUCCUUUAGCGCCAAUGUCAAAGACUUAAGCUGAGCACAAUAAAACCGGAAAUGUAAAUUUUUUUUUUGGGGGGGGGGGAUAGUAAGUUCCUGGUCUGCGUAGAAAGUGUUUUCACCUCGGCGCGACAAAAACUUUGCUACAUCUGCAACUGCUUUUUCUAUUAAUUUUUUUUUUAAUUGACUAGGUAAUCGUCUUGCUGUUAUCUUUUUAUUCGUACCUUCGUCGUAAAGUUGGUAUUUUACUAAAAUGUAAAAAAGGGAAGUUAAUUGAACGCUAAGCAGUAUUUAGCCACAUGUAACUUUUUCUGAAAAUGUCGUUUCUUGGAAUUGUGACGUUCAAACUUACAUAAGUGAAUGAUUAAAAUAUACAUUUUGCAUACACAGACUGGCAAUGAAUUUAAAUAUGGCCGUUUAUAGCUCCUUUUUAUUAAUUUUUUUUUUUAACAGGAAUGUGGUAGUUACCCCGGAUUUGUGACCGUUUUGAGGGCCACAAACAACGAUAAAGCAGACCAUUUAGACUACGAAAAUUACAGGCAUGUCUGUCACAAGUGGCAGUACAAACUUACUAAGGUAACCCUCCAUUUUCAACAAUGCCAAUUAAGUGAGCCAAACCCUAAUUUAUUUCCUUCCCAGAUGAACAUCAUUCGCCCCCCCCCAACCCCCACCCCNCUCCAAUCAUGUUUUUAGCUUGUCUCGUACGUCAGAAUUCUGAAAAACGUGCGCUAAACCUCUCUCGUCUUUCCAUGCCCUGGAGUGAAGGAAAAAGUCGUCCUGAAAAUCCAGUUCACACUUUUUUUAGUGUAAACUAGCCCGUGUCCGUUAACCUAUCCGUCCCGUUUACACUACACCAUUUAUUUUCAGAGUUGGUGUGUCUUAUCUUCUGCAAAAAUGCAAAGGGCGAAAAAAUAAACACGAGGUGAUAUUUUGGGUUUAUGAGUGCGUGUUGAGUUUGCUUCAGGUCAGCGUUUGAUUUUCGCGUGCGCUGUUAUGCAUGUUGCUUUAAGAAAGCUGUUUUUCCUACAAAGAUGUGCGACGUUUCUUCAAAGGGCACUUGUUCUGGCUGUUUAUUUUUAAUUUUGUUCUAUUUGCAGAUUUUACCGUUUUAUCCAAAAGUUUUAAAUCUCGGGCAAGCUUUGGAAAGAAGAAUCGACAAAAUCUGUGAAGAGGAGAAAGAGAAGCGGCAGGAUAUUUAUACUCUCGCUGUGGGGUAAGAAAAGUCACACAUGUAGACAGUUGUUUGUGCUUAAUAUGACCCUUUCCCCAGGGGUAAAGCCUGUUAGCCGAGGAAUAUAAAAUUUAUGAAGGAAGUAUCCAUGGAAUCGUCAAAAUGUUUAAAGGAUGCGACCAUGACAGCUAACAAGAUGCUAACCAAUCAGUAGAGUGGCUUUGACUUUGGCGAAUUUUCCCGCGUAAAAGACGCACCUCACGCAGCUGAGAGCGCGGGAAAAAAUUUGAGUGUGACCGCUUUUUUCUCGGAAUCUAAAACACUACAGAAAAAUUGCUUUUCAUGCGGUGCGUGUAAUUUCAGUAAGGAGUUACUGUGAAAUUAAAAAAAAUCUUAAGCUUGAUUUAUUCUUGUUUAAUUUUAGGUAUGCCGGUCGUUUGAAAGCGAAAAAGCGAGAGAUGGUCGUUGAGAGCGACUUUCACCAUAAAGAAAAGGUAUUGAAUCAUAAGUUGUCACAAAUAAACUUUUUCACGCGUGGCGACUUGUAAUGUUUUUGUAACUUUUGAGUCUGACUGUGGAUGAAAUCCUAUGGUUUGACCAUUCAAAUGAAGCCUCUUUAGCAGUAGUUGCACAUGGUACUAUUUGUUUUGUACAAAGUUCUAACUUUUGAGUCUGCUGAUGAAAUCCUAUGGUGUGACCAUUCAAAUAAAACCUCUUCAUUAGUAUUUUCACAUGAUACUUGUUUUGUCUGUAGUUCCAACUUUUGAGUCUGUGUAUGAAAUCGUGGUAUGACCAUUCAAAUGAAUCCUCUUCAGCAGUUCGUUCACAUGAAACCAUAUGUCUUUUAGUAUUGUACAGAAAAAAAUAUGGAAAUUUUUCCUGGUUGUUUUUUUAAGUUGGUCACUUUUGAAGAGUGGAAGGGCUAGUCUUAGAGUCCAACACAUAAGUAAACUAAAAAAGAACGCUAUUAAAUGGCCGGGUUACUUUACUCUUUGUUGUUCCCCUCAAACAGAUUUGAUAAUGAAUUCUUUUUGGGUCUAUUUGCUAAAAUUUUGAUUUUUUUUUGCAGCCCCCUGCAACUGCUCCUCCACCUUCAAGCCAAACUGAUUCUGUCGCUGUUAAACAAGAAAAAACGGUGAGUUUUAAGGCGAAAUUCGCGCCGUUUAUUUUUCGUCAUUAUUUGGGGUGGAUGCGAUGUGAUGGCGUUACGUUUCAAAAAUGAUGGAUAGCGAUGCUGAUCAAAAUACGUUUCGCAUUCAGAUAGUGGAGGAUGACGCGAAAUAGUGAGCGGAGUGGAAAAAAGCGCUGUUUUUUUCCUUUUAACUUUUGUUUCCGCUGUCCCACUAUCCGAAGUUAAAACGCCUGGAAAAGGCUAUCAUUAUCGUGACUUAAGUGGGCUUACUAAAAGUUAUGUUUUUGUGUAUUGUAGGUGAAAAAGAGGCUAUUAAUUAGUGAGAACGAACAUGCUAUACUUAAAUUGCCAAUCAGAUUGUAAUGUCUAAUGCUUUGUUUUAGGAAACACAGCCAAAUUCUUCAGUAAACACGGAGUCUACAAGUAAGUUAGUUUAAUAUUGUAAGUAUUUGAGUAUGAAAGUCUAGAAUUUUGGAUGAACUUCCCCAAGAGUUGGCAGAAUUUUAAGCACGUGUAAAAUAAGAUUAAACGAAGACCACACUCUUAGCACAAUUAAACAACAUUACCACUGUAUGAAACAGUCAGUGUAACAAAACAAACGUGGAAUACAACAAAAUCAUAUGAGAAAGUUCGCAACACAUCAUUUUGGGUAAUGAGAUCACUUAAUGGUCUACGAGUUUGCAAACAAAAAUCAUGUUCAAUUUCUAUUUUUGUAGAGAGUGUGAAGAAUGAUUCGGAUGUGAAACCCAAGACAACAGGUUUGAAGAUUUUGUUUGCUUGAAUUGUUAUUGAAAACAAGUUAGAGUAAUGUAGAUUGGUGUAGUGCCUAGGAAGGCACACCCUGCGAGGAAAGCCUGGGUCCGAAACUGCAUCUUAGCAACAUGCAGGGCAUGCUCAACAAAGAUCUUAAUAUAGAAUGAAGAUGAAGUGCACUGUUGAAAUACAAAUUUAAACGAAGAGAUGAUCGUCGCAGUGGUAAUUGCAAUUUAAGCAAUUGUAAAUUAACCCGAAAAAAUUUCGGGACUUCAACGGGAUUCGAACCCAUGUCCUCUGCGUAAUAUCUUAAUAGAUUCAAGCAGAGUCGUUCUCGAGUACGCCGAAAUUGAGCAAGCGCAAGAAAAGCUCUACUGGCAGGGCCAGGAAGGUACAACUGAAGAAAGCUUUAUUGCUGUUUUAGAACGUAGGAUAAAUGAUUUAUUACCUUGUAUUUUUAGUGACAAUCAAGAAAGAGCAGGAUGGUUCAAAAUCCUCCAGGUAUGUAUUGUACUGUCUUAGCUUGAGAAAGUAGCUGACGUUUCGCUAUGUCACCACUGGUUUCCCCGCGAAAUGACGUCUGAGAAACGAGUGCAGAAAUUCCAUACUGAUGACGCGUCACUACCUGUACCCAGAUCUAGGUAGUGACGCGUCAUCAAUAUCGAAUUUCUGGCCCGUUUCUCAGACGUCAUUUCGCGAGGAAACCAGAGGUGGGGUCGCUUAAUGUUGGCUGUUUUCUCAGGCUAAUAUUAGAGAGAUUUAGAGUCAGCAAACAGCAAACGUAAGAUUCAAGUUGAAAAUUUCUCGUAGUAGAAAAUAAGGAGUUAAAUACUGUCCAGAAUAAUUCUCACGAGUAGAACUGGCUUGAAAUUACUCAUUUUUGUGUAGAAGUAAUAAACAGUAAAGGGCACGUAAGGGAAAAACUUGGUCACGUGGUACAAAUGAAUGUUUUCCAUUUCGCUUAAACGUGACUUAAAAUCUCGCUACUGUCGCGGUUAAAACAUGGCUUUCCCACGUGACAAAAAUUCCUUUCACUUUGAGGGUAACCAACCAUUCUUCUUUUCCAGUCCUAGCGCGACCAAGAGCGAAGGUGUUUCUUCGUCUCAGGAAAAGACCGCCGGCAAAUCCAGUACAGGGUCAUCCGGUAGCAAACCAUCAGGGACCAGUACCCCUAGCGGCACAUCCUCUUCACGGUCAGGUGCGAACGCUGAGUCGCCAAGCAGGAACGCAGCUGGGAACAAGUAAGAUGGUUUUAUUAAACAAAAGCGGGAAAACUCAGUUAGUUAAAUUUCAUCUUAUUUACCCUAUAAACAGCAUCCUUUCUUUGCACUUUCCUUCUGAGUGUCUAUUAAACUCCAAUAAACGAUGACUUCAAAUCGCAUUUUAAUGUCAUUACAGAUCUUCAAACACAAGCGGCAGCUCCAGCCAGCAGGCUUCUAGGACGUCCGCAGCUAAUGCGACCUCUAAGGGGACAAAAACUCCAACGAACGUCAAAACAGAAGGGACAACCAAUGGAAAUGAUGUUUCUGUCAGCAAAAAAUCGGACAGUAGGUGUGUGAGUCAUGUAUUGUAAUAGCAAAGAGCAUUUGAAGAUGCUUUUGUCUUGGCUAUCGACUGCAAAACAUUGCACGUGCUGAUGUAACACACGUGAAUUCUCUGCUAUUGCCCUAGCCGUAAACGAUAAAAAGUUGGAAAAGAAGAUUAUUUUUCCUGGAAUGUAACGUUUUCAAUCACAGCCUUACCAUGCAAAUAUCUCUCUUUUUCAUCAAGAGAAUAAACAAAUGGAGUAAACCGCUUUUUUCUUUGCAUUUCUCUUAAAAUAUUUCACAGUAAACAAAAGAAUAAAGAAAAGGAGAAAGACAAGGAACAGAACGACAAACCCAAGGAAAAGGUAAAG
Porites evermanni is the source of this 22846-nucleotide messenger RNA. The record is from the annotation of a GenBank genome assembly. Lineage: Eukaryota; Metazoa; Cnidaria; Anthozoa; Scleractinia; Poritidae.